UCAAAACAAACCAUUAUAGAUUGCAAUGGGUGAAACAACAACAAAUACGGAGUUCAAAUAAUUUACAAUAUUUUUUCUCGAUUCAUCUUUUAAAUACCAGGUAGAAAAUAAAACGCAAAAACGAAACAAAAAACCAUAACAAAAAUAAAGAAAAUCAACAAUACUAUAGACUGACUGACUGCAUUUGUAGAGGAUAGCAGGAAAAACAACUAAAACGGCUGCUGCACUUCACAAUGGUAACUACAAAAGAAAUUUCUAUGCAAGAAGGUCCCCGACUAUUGGAUCUGAACGACGACUGUUUGGAAUUGAUAUUAAAACGUCUAAAUAUCGUGGAACAAUUUCAGAUUUCCAAAUUACACACUAGAUUCAAAAAUAUCAUACAGUCUUUGUGGAGGGCCAAGUUGAAAAAUGUUAUCAUUUAUGGGGAGAUACUUGAAGAUAUCAGUGAUCAGACAAUCAUCGAUUUUAUGUCGGAAGUGUCAGUAUUUAUGGACAGUCUUUUAAUGAGACACUGCGAUAUUCGGGUCUUGCGCUUAUUAUGUGAUCAGACAUUUCCCCGUACACAAACGUUCAACUGGAUGGGUGUGUCCGCUAAUACAGUGAAAGAUGAAGAGGAUUUGGAUGAUGCAGAGCAAGACCAAGAACAGCAAUUUAUAGAUGAAGAUGUCAAUAUGUUGGUAAACAUGUUCCCCAAUUUGAAGAUACUAAAAUUGAGAGCCUGUCAAAUAACUGGCAAACAUUUAUCCCAAUUGAGUUCAUUGCGUCAGUUGUCGCUGGACGAAUGUCAAUACUUAGAUUCGGAUAACUUUCGAGAUGUUUUUCAAGAAUUAAAGUUACGCAAAUUUGAUAUAAUGGAAGAUUGUGAUGAAAUCAAUUGCUGUGAUCUAAUAGAGCUAAAGAAAUGCCCCUCUUUAGAACAUAUCAAAAUAGCCGACUAUCAUUUAUGUUUCGACACGGACAUAGUCAAUGAUAUUUUGCGCAUGCCCAGACUGAAAAAACUGUCGAUAUUCUCAAAGAAUUUUGUCUUUGAUAUUUUGGAGAGAAUCUCUAGGUCCAGUUUAAAACAAAUUGAAGCAUUUAAGUUCAAUGGUGUUUUACACAACUUUGAAAGAUUCUUUCGGGAAUUGACACACAUGAGGGAGUUGAAGAAAUUAUCAUUCUACGAGUGUCGUGGCUACGAUAUAGAAGGCAUACGUGACCAUAUGUUAAGUCAGAUAAGUAAACAGUUGUCCAAUUUAGAGGAGAUCCAUUUGUGUUCUUGUGACUUGGAGAGCGAGAACGGUGUGUUAAGCUUUUUACAAAAUUGUCGUCAAUUACGAGUGAUUAAUUUGACAAGUACUCACAAAUGUUUUAAUGCCGCCACGAUUUGGCGUUGUAUGGAUUUAUUGAAGAAACAAAAGUGGCGAACUACUGCCUUGGAAUUGUGGCUAAAGGAUACCGACGUGGAUAAAAGUAUAUUGGAGGAUCCUCGUUAUAUGUACAACAAUCGGUUUUUGAAAUUGGAUUUUAAAUCAUUCGUAGUUGAUUCAAAUCCACCUGGUGUAUUGAAAUUUACUUUUACCACAUAAGUUUUGUAUCUAAUUAAACAUUAGUGUUUAUAUUUGCUUAAAUAAAUACGUAUUUAAAAUUAAUUUAUUUUAAAAAAUAAACUUUUUCAAAAAACUAUGCUUAAAUUUAGUUAUACCAUACUAUUAAAUAAAACAAAAUUAAAAACUUA
Molecule: messenger RNA, 1717 nt
Organism: Calliphora vicina (urban bluebottle blowfly)
Lineage: Eukaryota; Metazoa; Arthropoda; Insecta; Diptera; Calliphoridae
Exons: 3
Coding region: 234-1568 (444 amino acids)
Biological process (GO): SCF-dependent proteasomal ubiquitin-dependent protein catabolic process
Cellular component (GO): SCF ubiquitin ligase complex
Molecular function (GO): protein binding
Source: RefSeq, a predicted model, not a curated record